AAUGAGAGGGAGAAGCACUGACUUUGGAAAUUUAAUAUCACGGCAAUCAAUUUUGACCAUUUUACAUAGUAAUUGUAAAGAAGAAAAGCACUAACCCUCAUUUAAGUGUGAAUUCGAUGCAAAAAUGUAAAGUAAACAGGAUAUUUCAUUAAUUUCAAAACCGACAUAUGAAUAGAGCUGGGAGUUAAUGCGGUGGGUGCUACUGCGCUACCAAAGUUUUAUACCUUAUCAGUUUUUAUAGCAAACAUCCUGACAAUCCCUCUGAAAAUGACAAACCCAACGCAUGUCAGUUUCUCCUCUCUCAACGAUCCUUUCCACCCUCCAUAGCCACAAUUUUCCACCCCGUGCGCCCUUUCUCUCCAAUAUAGUGCAUUGUUUUCCUUUAUGCUACCCACCGCUUGGUAGCACACGCUCUCUUCUCUCCGGUAAACACCCUUGCUCGCUCUCCGAAGCGGUUCGAGAUUUGUUUGAAAACAACAAUGUUGCGAACGGGACCCGACCCGACGUCCCCGAGCGAAUACGGCACGGUGGUGUCUGGAUAGUCCUGUCGUCGUCGUCGUCGUCGUUAGGGAAUCCUCCGUCAGUCGUAGAGUGUCCUUCGCAAGGGAUAGUUCACGCGCGCGCGUUCUUUCCUUCUCUCUGUACAUCAUUAUAAAUUGUGCACCAACCAAAGGCUAACAUUACACAUCACAUCAGGCUUCGGGCAUCGCCGCCGCAUAUCGUGUGCGAGGUUUAACCGUGUAUAUUGUGGUGUGGCGUGGCACACAUGUGAAAAAGCCCCGACCACCGGGAUCGGCGACAGACAGAGACUAGCACCCCGAGACAGAGUUCCCGUUGAAAGUGGGUGGAAGUCGGAGUUUUCCUUUUCCCGUGUGCUGUGCCCUGUGCUCUAUGCUCUGGAAUUUCCUUUCCGUGUCGUCCUAAGGGAGAGCCUCUUUGGAAUUUUCCGAACUUCUUGAGGAAUACGCGGAAUCUAUCGCUUUUCGACCUUCCGAUCCAGCCUGCUUAUCAACCAUCAUCGUAUCUGCGGAAUCCCGGAAGGGUUGACAGUGACCCUUGCGGGACAGUCAGUGGAAAUUACUGCACACACCUCCCCAUUCCUUCCGCUGAUUGGAUAGUUUGGUCGGCUCUCGGUGUAAAAUUUUCGCGUCUCUCGUUCGGUCAGUGUGUGUGGAAGUAUGUGCUACGUUGUCUGAAGGUUAGACGAAAUCAGUGAGAUGCUGUGUAGUUAAAGGGGCAGUUACGAGCUUACCGACCUCUGCCCGCCACCCCGUGAGAGAGGAGACGGGUGUGUGGCGAGACUCCCCCGGGAGUUCUGUGAUUCACGUGCGACGAAAGCUCUGUCUGUGCGGAAGAUAGUGAAGUGAAGAGGAAAAUUCUCCUAUUCAUCGAUAGCCCCCGGAUGUAGGCAACUUUCCCAACUUUCCCCCUUCUUCUCAAGCUUCGCACCCAACAGCAGCAGAGCAGACAAGGAAAACUUCGGAAAAGUGAUUGAAAAGUGAAAAAUUGGGAUGAGCAAAAAAUACUUCGGAAUGAUGCAAACAAAAUUAGAUUAAAGGAAGAAAUAUUAAGAAGAAAGGAAUUUCCGGUCCACGGAUUCGCUUCGUCCUGUGUGGAUUUGGAAAAUCGCUGGCUGCCGCGAACAACGGAAGCUGAAGGUGGUGAAAGUUGUGUUUCUGAAUUUUCGCUCAGUACUACUGUGAAGCGGAAUCGGUCGUUCAAUCGUGCCAGUGUGUGCGUCUAUGCCAGUUUCUUCUUGGUGCUUUGAGAGUGUUGUUGUUCGGAGGAAAAUCGUGCCCGACGUCGUCGUCGCCUUCGACGAUGCCGCUACGGGUUUUGUAGCAAUCACCGAAAAAGGCGAAUUAAAUAACACUGCCGGGAAAUCCCAAAAAGAAAAGUGAAGUUUUUUUUUAUUCUUUGUUCAACGAAAAGCUGUGGUUGAUGGAAAAGUCAAUAGAAAGCGGAGAUACAGUAGCGGAAUUUUGAAUUGGGCAAGCCAGCCGAGUGUCUGGAGAUAAGAGGCCAACCGGUCUUCGUCGUUGUCGUCGGUCAGGCGGAAAACUAAAAGCAGCGGGCCUUCUUCUGGUAGUUAAUGGCAGUUGCUCCGGACGAGGCUUCCGGUGUUAUCAGCAGAGGAGAGGUCGCCGGGUGAUAAAAACCGGAACAGCCAACGACAACAACAAUUACUCAACUGUGAAUUCCGAAAAAGCACUCUGCAGAGGGCGACAUAAAUUAAGAGAGCACGACGAGAGGUUGCAACACAGGAUAUAAAGCAAAUAAAUAAUCAUCAUUAUUACCAUAAAACAUAAAACACCACGAGUCGGAAGACAGUGCUGCGAGGUUGCGAAAGGGUGAACCUGGUUGACACUCUGUAUAUGGGAUGAAUUGUGCCAAAGUGAUGGCGGUAGCGACUGCAAACAACAUAAAACGGCAUCCCUCAUUAAGUCAUCAAAAACUAGUGAAUAAUUUAGUGUAAAAGCACUUCGGGAAUGAAGUAAUAAAAAUUAAAGAGCAUUUAAUGAAAAUUUAAACCAAAGACCCCAACAGCGACCGAACCGAACCGCUCUAUUCCGGUCGGAAAAGUUUCCACUUCAUCCAACUCAUUCUGCAGCUUCUCCGAAGCAAACUAGGAGCGGAAACCAUCCUGCACCUUCCGUUGGUUGGUUGGCUUCGAACGUUGAACGUGUAUGUGCAAAAGUCAACACAGCAGAAAUUGGAGACAUCCUGUUCGACCCUCUCUCCACUUUCCUGCACUGAUUCCAUCCGAAACUAAUUCCCGUGUACAUGAGAUUAAAGUGUUUAUUCUGGAACGUCGACUAUAAACUCUAUCGUCAUCUAUCCUGCUUGCUUCUGCUUCGCCCUAACUCUGCAGCAGCUCUAGGACCCUUCUGCUUCACAGCGUCCUAUCCGCGUAACAAACGAUUUUUAAGGCUAAACUUUCAUCCUCUCCGAUCGCCCGAUAAGCCACCCAGCAGCGGCGGUAGUGGCAGCAGCACCGAGGAUCAUCAGCGUGGAACGAUACCAAUCAGUUCGGCUCAGUGUUGGUCGGGGCUAAGUGCUCAUAAAAUAAUUGCUGUGACUAUCCGGAUCCGGAUACGGAUCGAGAGAGUUUUAUCGUUAAACAAAGUGUGUGUGUGCUCUUCGGUGUCCGGAAGUUGUUGAACAACUGGGAAGUGUCGAAGUGAUUUAUGGCUAGCACCUUUUUUGUGGGCCAUUUCGGGCAGCAGUAUUGCGCACCAUUGAUGGAUUACACUUGUCGCCGUUAGGGAACGAAGGUGAUGACGUCAUGAUACCAUCGGCCGAUCGAAGAAUUAGGAUUAUAUUUUGUUGGAACCUUGUCUUAACAUGUUUAUUCAUAACUCAACACAUCCUGCCGGCGGCCACCGCAAACAGUGGCUCCGCAGAAGCAAGCCUCCGUUUGCUAGAUGACACCGAGCUUGACUUGCUGGACAUUGAGCACCAGCAUCAGCCGCGAAACGAUAGAACCACCUCCUCGUCCUUAACGUCCUUACCCGCGUCGCAGUCGCAACCCCGCGGAACGUCCUUCACCGCCAGCCACCGUGGCAACGCUAGGAUAAACAAUAAUCAUAAGAUAAAUUUAGUGUCUUAUACAGCGAAUCUAGAUAAUAUUUUGAACAGUCUCGAAGACGAUGAAGAUGAUCGGCGGUACGGGAUGGAUGACCGUCGAAUCGUCUCCGGUGCCAAACUGUACGAGCGGAAUCACGAGGCCAACGUGCAGCACGACGAGGCUGCCCAACCGGUGGUGCAUCACCGGUUGCUAGUUAAUCAAAUUGUCCAAAAGUACUACCCCAACCACCGUCGCCACAGGAGGUCGCUGCUGCUACGGAGAUCGACCCGAAGCACAGACUCCAGUGCAGCACCACUCAAACGCCCAGAAGUAGCUAUCACAUUAACCUCCUCCACACUGUCUCCCAGUUCUUCUUCUACACCACUUUCUCCACCGUCACCGUCGUCGUCGGUGUCACGGCAGGUGACACGGACCGAAUCUGUUGUACAUGAUCCUUCCAACCAGAGUAGUAGUAAUUACGAAACCAGUGAAUACGACAAACCAGAAAAGAAUGGGAAGAUGGCUGUGAAAAAUAUUAUUAGGAGUAAUAAUAGUGAACAUAAUUUCGUAAGAAACUUGACGCUCGCUAAUGCUGAGCAUUCAUCAUCCGACAAGAGCCGGGCCACCGCCAAGGGGACCACAAACGAGAGGGAAGGAAGCAUUGCAGCAGCUGUGUCUGCACUCGACCCGAAACGACAAGACGCCACACCGGAUGUAGAGCACCAGCAGGAAACCGAAUCGGCAUCCGUGGUGGGUGGUGGCAAGACUGCCUCCAACUCGAGCCCAGAAACUAAUACAUCAACCCAGAGAGCAGUUACAUCAACACAAACAUCGUCACCAACGUCAGCAGUGGAAGUGGCAUCACCGGAGUUGGAAUCCGUUGUGGAGCGAACAAUAACGCCACGGGAGGAACAUUUGCCGCAAAAUAGCUACAGUGCCAUUAAUGUCGACAGUUUCAAUUUGCUCGACGAUAGCGUUUAUGUCAGCAACAGUAGCAGCAGCAGCAGUAGAACGAUGACUUCAGCCAACCACGGCGGUAGCUCUUUCGCCACCCCCACUGCCAAGCACCAGCACGAGACCCUCAACACUAAUAACAUAUUUGCUAGUGAAAACUUUGAUGAGCAAAUUAUUUUCCUCAACGGUGGAGAUUUGCUCGAGGCGAGUCCGGAGCAGUACGACAUGCGACAGUUCGGCAAAGUGGAGCGGGACGUCAAGAUGGGUGACCUGCGGAACAGCGACCCGUUCCUGAACGAUGAACCGGUGGCGUUGGCACUGCGCCCGAUUAUCCGGGGACCGACCGACGAUCACACCGAGGACAAUGUGGGGCUGCGCUACGCCGAGCAGCACGAAACGAUUCAGAUGGCCUGCGACGUCGAUGCGGACAUAACCUCGAGUGUGUGGCUCAAGGAUGGCCAAAUGGUGCACGUAAUGGACAAAAAGUCACGAACCGAUGAUGUUAGAUUUGUGCGGGAGUCGCACGGGGGCAUCACGAUAUCGAACGUUAUGCUCGAGGAUGACGGGGUGUGGCAAUGCGAGGCGGAGAACGCGCGGGGUUUCUUCUUCAAUGGGCGGCCGAUCAAAUUGGUGGUGUUGGAUCCCCCCAAGGAACCGUACCUGCUGAUCGACCAGCGGAGGCUCGACGCGGGCAACAUGUUCAUCCCGGUGAAGGAAAACUCCGAGCUGACGUUGGCCUGCGUCAGUGAAGGCGGAAAUCCGAAGCCCUCGCUCAGCUGGGAGGUGCUGCUCAGUCCCGGAAUCGACCGACACGCACAAAAAAUCUCCAACGAUGUGCUGGAGCUGCAGGAGAUUAAGCGAGACAAGGAUAAGGAACCGUACAAAAUAAACACCGGUGCUAUUUCGGAAGCAAAACUUCCGGCCGUGUUCCGGGUGCAUCACAACGCCCGAAUCCUGUGCGUCAUGGAGCAUCCAACGCUCAAAAUGCGUCAAAACGCCUCGAUCCUGCUAGACGUUCAGUAUACGCCCUCGUUUGCCAUCACGCGGACGCCCGGUUUCGGCUACCCACUGCGGGAAGGCAUCGAAGUGUCGCUCAAAUGCGACGUCGACUCCAAUCCGCCAUCGACGCCGGUCUGGCAGAAGGACGACGGUGAAACUCCGGUGCCGCAGACGGGCGAUGGAUUCCUCAAUUUCAGCUCCAUCCGGCGGGAACAUUCGGGCUGGUACAAGUGCACCUCGCGCCAUCUCAAUUUCCAGUACUCGAGCAUCGGUUACUAUCUGAGCGUGCGGUAUGACUCCGUCGAUGUCACAUCGGAACCGGUCGAGCAGGAUUUACCGCUGUCGUCGUCUUCUUCGUCCUCGUCGGCCACUGCGGCGGCCGCUGGCCUCCAGAACGGUGCUAAUAAUUUCAAAGGUGGCCAAAUGGAAGUGGAACUCGGUGGCUCCGUCACGCUCCAGUGUCCGCAGGGUUCGCUCGGCUGUUGGUCCCAUUUGGAUCCGAUAACGGCGCGGCUCAAGGGGCUCGGCGUCGGUAUCAGCACGCCGACCGGCCAGUUUUCGCUGAAGGACGUCGUCUACCAGGACGCCGGCACGUACAAGUGUGUUGGCCAGAGUUCAACCAAUCGCAAAAAGCUCGAAGUACUGCAAACGGUUUCGAUUGCUGUUAAAGGUGCACCGACGGUGAUUGCUCGAAAUACAACACCGGUGGCUUAUCCGGGCUCUCCGCUGCAUCUGUCCGUGGAGUUCUGUGCCAAUCCGCCGGCGUACGCGGCUCGCUGGCUGCACGGAGAUCUGGUUUAUACGCCCGGCAAGAAGUACGGCGACGAUGUGCUGGCCUAUGGAUUCAUUGAUCUGCCGACGCCAUUCUGCAAGGAGGCACGUCUAACCUACGUGCACAUGCACGAGAAAGUUCCUCGUACGUUCUAUUUCAUCGUAUCAUCGCCAGGUGGCGUUGCGGAAGCGAUCUUCAACGUGAACUUUACGCUCAAGCACAAAGCCGGUGGUGGGUCGCUGCAGUCCACGUACUCGUCCUCGUCCUCAUCCUCGUCGUCCUCCUCGGGGCCGUUUGGGUCGUCAUCGCUCUCGUCAGCGUCGGCGUCCGGUUCCGGUGGUGGCGGCGGCAACGGUGGCCUCAGCAGCGGUGGCUCCGGCUACAAAAUCAACACCAACACUAUCAACAAUCUGCCCGGCAACAGUCUCGACGAGGACGAGGAGCUGAUGGAACCGGAAGAGAUUCAUUUUCCCAUCUUUGGCAACGGGGCAAACUGCCCGCUGUCCCUCAGUAAGCAUCACUCUACUCUUUAUCGUUGUUACUACUCCGUACUCCUACUAGCGUUGUUGACGUGUUUUAGAUAUGUUUUAUUAAAGUAUUAAUGAAAGCGUAAUUACACGAAAUUGGGCCGGGGUCGGAUAAACACGGUCGCCAUGUCGCGACUGCGGUGACGUGCGAAAUUGUUCCCCGGUGUGAAAUGUGUGAACUCGAGUCAAGUGUGUACGAGAUGGAAGAUGCGCGCGUGUGUGUGGGAGUUAGGGUGUUCCUCAGCCAACACGUUUUGUCUUAUAAAUGAUAUUACAUCGUGUGAAUUGGAACACCCUAACCGAGAAGUGCCACGGUAUGAACGAAGUCGAGACUGUAAUCGUGGGUGAAACCCCACUCAUCGUCCUAAACUUAUCCUCUCUCUAUCGUACCCUGUCCUGCCCUGCCGGGUGGGGGUGUUCGGUUUUAACACGUCGCUAACUAAGCCAUUAAAUUUCACAUUCAUAAGCUCGGCGGAAAAGCUUUUUGACAGGUGGAUUAGCAUGUAUUCACUUCCCGCAGGCCAACAACCGCACGAAGCAGUACCGAACCUGUGUAAACAAAGCCCGAACACCCCGAACCAUGCCUAUACUCGUUCCUCUAAAUGCUAAAUACUCGCUCAGAAACCACACUUCCAGACCCAACAACCAAGUAGUGUAACCUAACCACAGCCUUUGCGCACGCUGUAACUUGAAUCCCGCCAAAUGAAGAAUUAAUAUCUGCGCGAAGCAGCAAACCGUGAAAGCGUAAUUACAACACCACACAAUAAAUUUCGCCGCUUGCCACCCCUGUGGAAAGACUUACUCCCACCACCCCACCUUUUCCGCUUCUCAGUCAAACCACGACAAGACAUUCCGUUUGCUCCUAUCCCCACGCCUUCCAUUUCACCAUCUCAUCUAACUGCAUGUGGUAAAUCUUAUUUUAAUUAGUCGUCAGUCAGUCGGCGUGAAUUCAAAAGCUCCUUUAGCGUCGGCAGCAGGUUUUUGCGACAGUUUUGGAACUAGUUUUACCGUAACCUGUUUGGAAAAUGAUGUUUAUAAACUUCCUUGAAGAUAUUCCGUGUGUUCAGUACAACGUCCAACGUCUUUAUGUUGAUAAGACUGAAUAAAGCAUUCUGUGUAACACAUUUUAAUUCUUUGUUGUUUCCUGGAGGGUGUCCUGUACUCGUAAAGUCACACUCAUCUGGACAGUCGACCUUGUCCGCUGUAUUACACGUCGAUUUCCUUUCUCUUGGCGUAACUUUCCAACUGGGACUGAUUCUGCCACUCAGCUUAGGCUUCUAUGAGGAAUUUUAAAGUUAUUAACUGAGAGCUUCCUCUGCCAAUAACUAUUUUGCAUGUGUAUAUCGUAUUCUAUUACCAAGAAGUCAAGCAAAUUACCAUUACGAGAAGUGCCUGGACCGAUCAGGAUUCGAACCCGUCAUUCUCAGCAUAAUCACCAUACUGCAACGGCUAUGGGCCCUCUCCACAUCAUCUCGUAGCAUCCGAAUUUCUUGCCACCCAAUCUCUGCAGUGUUGCUUUUCGGAAAUUAUACAACAUGCAUUUCUUUUGGAGCUAAUAAGAUAUGACUUCCACUGCUCUUACGUUUCAGUUGUUGUAAGCAUUUGAGGUAGGUAGAGGAACUCCUCCACCACUUCGAAGAUAAUCUCGCGAAAACCAUUUGACCUUGACCAUUCUUGCUUGGUCCCAGACGAGGUCUGACCUAAGCACCAAGCAGCUGGUCUUCAGCCAACGGCUGCCUAUGGAGUGGGCACUCAAGGCCGUCUUAUGUCUCACGAGUCUUAGGACGUAGAUAGAAGUUCUACAGCAGAAAUUCUACUUACUGUGAAUUUUUCGGUAUUGGGCGGAGAACAACCCAUAUUGGCAAUCGAGGACGGCGUGGAGGCGGAGUGGGCGACAUGACUGAUCAAUGACUAGUCAGGAUCCUCAGCCGUAACGGAUGGUUAACCGCCUGGGAUCCGUUACUCGCCGGUUGGCCUGGGGUAGUCGACGAGCGUUGGUAGGAGCCAUCCAGCAAACGGGUUUAUCAACCGACGGCGUCGUUGCGGCGGGUUGGUGUAGUUGGAGAGGGUAACCAGGCUGGUCAAUGGCCGGUAGGGAUUCUCAUUGGUUCACCGUCAGGGAUCCGAAACUCACCGGGUGCCCUUGCUGUAUUAGACAAACCUUGAAAGGACUUGAUCCCGCCAAGGUUUUCUUAAGACGGUGACACUGGAUGGGUAGGGCGCCGUCAGCAUUAUUGAAACGAGGUUGGCUUUCGUGGUGGAAUGUUCCCGAGUGUACUGCGUUUGGUGGACACUACUGACGGUAGCCCGAAGGAAGCCAGAAUAUCGGGCCACUUAACUGCAGUGACUGCAGUGACAAUUUCCUCUGUAAUUGCCAGAGUGGAAGAACCUCCGAGACAUUCUUUUUCGGGACUACGGCCGGGUUGUUGUCUUCCGUUUCGUAAAAGUACCAAGGACAUGUCAAACCCACAUGUGAAGUGACGUAAUAAUCGGUUUUGCUCUAAAGCCUGUAUCCGCAAUAAUCGGGACACAGAAGCACGUCAGUAGCUCUGUAAUGAAUCGAUAAAAUUGGCCAAAUAAUUGACUGAGAACUCUUUGAUGUAUGGUUAUUAUUUGUGCCAAAUUUCAUAAAAAUCGAUGCUAUACUUUUAACUGUGGAUGAAAAACAAACAGACGUGGUUUUAAGCAUUUUGAACAAUGAGUGUAGAAUUAGCGACUAGUUAAAAUACACAUAAAUAAAAACAAAAAAAAACAUUUUGUACAAUCAUUGUUGGCACAGCUCCGUACCACUUUGCGACGGCGCAACCAGGGCGCAGCAUGCGGUCCACACAGGACAAGACAACACCCGUGGAUGGAUGAACAGUGCGCUUAGCAUAGAUGUCAGCAGGUAUGUUGGGAGAGUGAGAGGAAAGUAGAAGUAAAUAAAAACAUUAAAAAGAUAAGUGGAUGGACAAAAUGGUUUGAUAGCAAACAGAAACGGUAUAGUUCAAGCUAGGAAAGUUAAAGUACGUUUCAAUUUGAGAAUCAGUUCGUUAUUUUACAAAAGAAUCUAAUCGGGUAGCUAAUAGCACUGAGAAGGAUAAAUCGUGGUAGUUUUGUGAUUCUGAUUAGUGAAGGUGAGCAGUAUAUAACAAAUUUUGUGUAUUUAUUAUUUGCAAUUGUUCGCUAUUCGUCUGUAGGAUCCUAGUGAGCCGAACCCGCGACAGAAACCCGCCGUUCAGGUCCAGAGAAAUAAGAAAGACCAUUAAAUGUAAGUAGUCAUAAUUACUGAUGUGAAACGGCAAAAGAAAUGAUAAUGGUAAGUGUUUGUAUAUUUUGUUAUCGUUUAUAAUAAACAGUUUCAAGCUGCCAUAACUAAAGUGCUGCUGUGGAAAUUUGGUUUCAAUUAGGGUGGUCCGAUUUCGAACAAUCAUGAUCAAUUUUUAUUCGUAUACAAGAUGGUUCUUUAACGCUACAGCUCAAAGUUCUGUGAUGAUUAUUAUGAAAUUUUGUUAGCAGUUAUGAAACUUAUAGAGACACUUUCUUGCAAAAUUUCAUCAACUUUGAUCAAUUGGUUUGAAAGCUAUUGGUGUUGAUAGGGAUGAGUGGUAGCGAAAAUUUUUCGUGUUUUCAUGUGCGAUUUUUGCCUAUUCAUAACUUUUGAAUUUCUCUGCCAAUUUUCAUGAAAUUUCCACAGAAGCUUGUUGGUAUAGUACUUUCAAUAGUACAAUCGAAACAAUUAAGGGUGCUGACUAAUUGCUGUCUGAGGGGCUAAAGUCACGUUCAGUCCCAAUAGGGCU
Molecule: messenger RNA, 10599 nt
Organism: Aedes albopictus (Asian tiger mosquito)
Lineage: Eukaryota; Metazoa; Arthropoda; Insecta; Diptera; Culicidae
Gene: tei
Exons: 10
Coding region: 3287-6895 (1202 amino acids)
Biological process (GO): cell-cell adhesion
Cellular component (GO): cell-cell junction; plasma membrane
Molecular function (GO): cell adhesion molecule binding
Source: RefSeq, a predicted model, not a curated record